UGAAAAUAGAACAGACUGAGCCCUAAAAUUUGGUCUAUUUUUUAAUUAUUAUUUUACUUAUUUGAUCUAUUCUAUUUAGCUGCGUCAACUCAAAGCUCAGAUGAAUCUGAGUCUGUCCGACGGAUUCUAAUUUCGCUGGAAGAUGAGUUUCUGUGAUCUCUUCCUGGGAUCGAGAAUUGCUACAAUUUCUAGAGAUUUGAUUUCCGCGGAUCUAAAUAGAAGAGUUUGUUGAAGUUGAAUUGUAAUGGAUAAAAAUAUAAUUCUAGCAGUGUUUUUAUUGUUUUUCGUUGUUGCUGAUGUUUCCAAUGCUAAAUUUCGCCACUUAGCUGCGGUCGAUCCGAACAAUAAUUCAGCUACAACUCAGGUUUCGGGUGCUAAUAAACCGGUUGAAGCUGGGAAUAAGAAGAAGCCAGAGGCAGUGGGCAGUUCAUCACAGUUGGAUUCAAAAGAGUUGAAUAAAAGGGAUUUGGUGAGUCCACCUCCCCCUAAUGAAACAACUGAUAAUAGUAAAAGUUCUAAUACUGCGGAUUCAGUGAAUCCAAAUGUCCAAAACAAAACUAGUGAUAACCCAAAUGGUUCCAAUAAUACGGAUAAUUCUAAGAAUUCUAAUGUAAAGGAUUCUUCAAUGAGUCAUCCUGAUAAGGAAAAGAGUAUGAACAAUUCUAGUGAUACGGCUGUGAGUACUCAAGUUAAAGGAACGGACAAUGGGAAGAAUGGGGGAAUGGAUCGUGAGAAGAAUGGAGGAACAGAUAACAGGAAGAAGGAUGGAACAGAUAGUAGUAAGGAUGUAACAGAUAACGGGAAGAAGGAUGGAACAGAUGGUGGUAAGGACGUAACAGACAGUGGGAAGAAGGAUGAAACAGAUAGUGGCAAGAAGGACGGAACAGAUAGUGGCAAGAAGGGUGGAACAGAUAGUGGCAAGAAGGACGGAACAGAUAGUGGGAAGGAGGGAACCGAUAGUGGGAAGGACGAAACAGAUAGUGGGAAGAAGGACAAAACGAAAGAGAAUAAUAAUGAGGAUAAAAGGGAUUCAGAGUCUGGGGUUGAUGAAACUUGUUUGGGGUUACCUAACCGGUGCAGUGACAUGUCUGGCCUGAUCGCCUGUAUUAAGAGUUUUGACACUGGGUCCAGAAAUUGGACUGUUCUUGUCCAAAAUGAAGGAGAAAAGACUUUGAGAGUGAAUCUUACUGUCCCGACAGCUGCUGAAAAUCCUCUGAAACAACUAGAAAUAUCCAAACACAAAACUGAAAAGAUAAUUAUCUCAUCAGCUGUUGGCAAGAGCAACAAAGUGAUAUUUAAUACUAGAUCCGGAGAAUGCGUGCUUCACAUGAACUCUGUUAAGUCUGGAGAAAAGUUUUUCGUGUACCUCCCUUCGUAUGAGAACCUAUUGAGCCCCAUCAAUGGUGCCUACUUCCUGAUAUUGUCUGUUCUAAUUUUGGGAGGGACAUGGGCUUGCUGCAAGUUGAGGAAGAGGAGACGGCAUGAUGGAGUCCCUUAUCAAGAACUUGAAAUGGGAUUGCCUGAAUCUGCUUCAGCUACCAAUGUGGAAACGGCAGAAGGUUGGGAUGAAGUGUGGGAUGACGACUGGGACGACAAUAAUGCAGUCAAGUCUCCUGCGGCACCACAUAUGGGAAACAUUUCAGCCAACGGUCUUACUUCUAGGUCUACAACCAAAGAUGGUUGGGAACAUGACUGGGAUGAUUAGAAUUUAACAUCAGAAGACUGAUAUAUGAGAUAUCAACCAGGCAAGUCGCCGACAAGGAGAAGGAAAAGAAAGAUAUACAGAAAAUUAGGAGAAGAAACAUAGAAUGUAAAUCAUUCACAAAAGUAGUGAGUCCUGCAAAGUGGUCCUAUCCAUAAGGCGCUUUUAACUCCUGCACUUUGUAAUUGUUAUUGGCUCUGUUUGUUCUUGUACAAUAAUUAAUGGCCAUCUCUCUACUGGUGGUUCUUUUUUGAGUUUUUACCAUAUUGUUAUAUGGGCAAAUAUUUUAGAGGCAGAUAUUGUAUUUUUUUUUUUUAAUAUAAAUUUUUUUAUUCGUAA
Molecule: messenger RNA, 2041 nt
Organism: Pistacia vera
Lineage: Eukaryota; Viridiplantae; Streptophyta; Magnoliopsida; Sapindales; Anacardiaceae
Product: dentin sialophosphoprotein-like
Exons: 4
Coding region: 245-1705 (486 amino acids)
Source: RefSeq, a predicted model, not a curated record